AUAUUGGUGUUAUGAAGACAAACAUCUUUGGGGUUCACCGGUUCAGUUUGCACGAGCGCCUGCUGUGUGUGGCUAUAGGCGGAGUUGUUUCCCAGCAGAGACAGCAGCGCGCACAGAGCGCAGAGCGGCGCCCCACCACCGCCUUUGCGUCAACCAUCCUCACACAGUCAACUGACACAACACAACAUCAGCCCUCGCAGCAUCCGCAUCUCACGGCCAGGAGGACCAGGAGCACAUCUUCAUCCAAGCAUCCAUUCCACAACUGCCCACCAUCGUCUGCGCACCGCCGACACCAGGCGUGUUCAUCCACGGCUCGCUCUCCUGCCUCGGAUCGGAUUAUUUUUGUCUUUGUCGCAUUUAUAUUCUCGGAGAUGGUUUUGUGUUUUCAUCGCGUCUUGUGAGGAAAAAAAAACACAUUGAAGACGCGGAGCAUCAUCCUUACAGCGCAGUUAUAGCCUCAUCUGCAGUGGCCAUCAGGAGACAGAGAGCUGAGAUCUAGUCGAGGUGAUCGUUAUCCCCUCUGAGAGCUGCCCACAGGACAAUUCUCUCCCAGGCUUUAGAUGCCCAGCGGCAGCCUGUAGCCAGGGACUCCCAGCAGACGCACAGAGGCUUUGAGCCCCUCAGGAUCUCCCCUGGCAGACCCUCUUCUGACCCAGUGCGGCUAAAGCCCCUGGACGCCUACCCCCAGUCACCAUGGGAACCGUGCUGUCUUUGUCACCCAGCUACCGAAAGGCGGCUCUCUUUGAGGAUGGGCCGGCCACCGUGGGCCACUAUACAGCUGUCCAGAACAGCAAGAACGCCAAAGACAAGAACCUGAAGCGCCACUCGCUCAUCAACGUGCUCCCGUGGAAGCGGAUUGUAGCGGUGUCAGCUAAGAAGAAAGGCUCCAAGAAGGUGCAGCCCAACGGCACCUACCAGAACAAUGUCACCCACCUGAACAAUGAGAACCUGAAGAAGUCGCAGUCAUGCGCCAACCUGUCCACCUUCACCCAGGAUCAGAGCACUCCGGCUCUCACCAAGAGCUCCAACAACACAGCAUCGUCCGUCAAGAAGGCCCCUCUGACCAACUCCAGUGUGGCCCCAGGGACCCCUAAGAGAGUGAUCGUCCAGGCCUCUACCAGUGAGCUGCUGCGCUGCCUCGGGGAGUUUCUGUGCCGGCGUUGCUACCGGCUGAAACACCUGUCACCCACUGACCCAGUGCUGUGGCUGCGCAGCGUAGACCGCUCCCUGUUGCUGCAGGGCUGGCAGGACCAGGGCUUCAUCACCCCUGCAAACGUGGUCUUUGUCUACAUGCUGUGCCGCGACGUGGUCUCCUCCGAGGUGGCCACGGAGCACGAGCUGCAGGCCGUGCUGCUCACCUGCCUCUACCUGUCUUACUCCUACAUGGGCAACGAGAUCUCCUACCCUCUCAAGCCCUUCUUAGUGGAGAGCUCCAAGGAGACCUUCUGGGACCGCUGCCUGUCCAUCAUCAACCUGAUGAGCGCCAAGAUGCUCCAGAUCAACUCCGACCCGCACUACUUCACUCAGGUGUUCGCAGACCUGAAGAACGAGAGCCAGAAGGAGGAGGAGAGGAGCCGCCUGCUUAUUGGCCUGGACCGGAGAGUGAGGGCCAUCGCCUGACUGGCUGACUUCAUGCAUCACGGAUGAACAGGCACCUCCAGCUGCAAACCCUGGCUCUUUGGGAUGCCAUCACCACGUCCCCUCCAUUAAUACGGAUACCACUGGACAUUUUUUUGCUGCGAUGCAUAUCUGAAAGAACAGCAGGGGCCAUCAAUGCCGGAUCCAUAUUUUUGUGGGUUUCUGUUUGUGGCUCUGCAACAGGACUUAAGGGAAAAGCGGAUGGACAAUAAGCAAACAUUGUGGGACUUUUGAUCAGGAGGACAACAGCCAGAGGACGUGUGGCUGAUGAUGAGUGGUCAGACUGUGUGAUCAGAAAGACCUACUUUAUUUUCAUCUAGACAAAAAAAUAAAACAAGUUAAUGGAUGUUUUACUCCCCAGAGGCUUACACCUAUGGAGGCUUAUUUAUUGCUUUUCUGGAACAAGUUUUCUUUGAUUUCUUUCUUUUUUUACUUAGAAAUGUAAUGUUUUGCACGUGUGCCAUGCAAUUUUUUUUCCGGGAGGGAAGGAACAACUAUUACUUUUCUUCUUUUUACUUGAUUUGUAAACCAACUGCAUCUGCAUUAGAGAAUGCUGUGAACAAAGUGACACUAGUUUAUUUAGCUAUGCUUGCUAAAAUAGGCUAUUUGUUUACCAGGGAAAAGUUCUUUUUGUACUUUUUGUCGAUUUUUUGGAAUGAUGUUUGAUUUCGUGCUUAUGAUUCAGCGUAGAAAAUGUUAAAAAAAAAACAAACAAAAAAAAAAACAGUGCCAUAUCUUCAAUGAAAAUCCCACAGGUCUGAGAACACUCUGAAAUACUGUACUGUUUGUCCAGCUGUUUGGUGAAUGGUGGGAUGGAUUUUCAUUUACUACUAACUACUUACUGACACCUAAUUUAUUGCCAUUUACGUAUUUAUUUAGGCACAUUUAAUGUAAAUGAGAGAUCGUUGGUGAUGAGGGUAAAAAGGGAAGGACACGAGGAGGGGCUUCGCUGGUGUAGCAGGUGUGCUUAUCUUUGGUGGGAAUGAAGAUUGAUCUGGUUUAUGCAAAUGAAUGUUGCAGGAAUUUAUUGACAAGUACCUAAUUAAAAAGCCAAUGUUAAAUCUGACCAUCACCAAAGUGACAUCAUCAAGGACACCUUGACAGAACAAGACAUCCCUGACUUUUUACUUAAAGGUCCAGUGUGUAGGAUUUAGUGGCAUCUAGUGGGGAGCUAUGGUAACUGAUGCGAAAACGCAAAUGGCCUUAGCUAGAGCUGGUGCUUGGUUUGUCCAUUCUGGGCUACUGUAGAACAACAUGGCGGACUCCUUGGAAGAGGACUUGCCUGCUCAGCCUUGCUUCCAAUUUUUCCUAGUGGCCACUUGCGGUAUUGCAGUGAAAAUAUUCCCUGCAGCUCAAAAAGUAUUCUCUCCGUCGACCACCAUUAUAAAAGAGACGUUUAGGACGCCUCGAACUGCAAACAAGGUCACAAAUGACCAUGGAGGUUUUAUGUUUGCAAAACUUUACUGGAGUCGAGAAAAACAGUAGAAAAAUCUGUGACGUCAUCACAAGGUGAAGUCUAUGAGCCGAGCAGGAACUCAUGGGCGGAGUCAGCAGGGAAAACAGUGCUGUGUAUUUUCAGUGGGACGCAUAUUGCGGAAUUACACCAGAAAGCUAGAUACUUUUUUGGCGUGUGCACCCGGUGAACAAUUCCAUAAGGCUGAAUAGGCGCCAUCUUGGCAUCUGGUAUCUAGGUAUUAUUGUACAUCUAUGGAACCUGCUCCUUUUGUAGAUAUAAACCAUAAUAAACACAAUAAUUCUUAUUUUCAGGUGACUUUAAACUAAUGAAAACAUUAUGAAUAUUAUAUACCUAUCUGCCAAUGGAUGCCCCUAAAUCCUACAACUGGACCUUUAAGAAAAUGCCCUUGAAAAACAUCUUUUUGUCCGGUAACGCCGGCCUGCACGAACCCAACCUGCUGCCCCACAUAUCAGACUGAGAAAGCACACACACACUUUUCCAGGGUAAUAGAUUAUUUCAAUGACACUGGUUCAGCAUCGCUGCAGGAAAAAAGCACAGCUUUACCUUCAGGAUAAUCCAUCAGCAUCACCUCUGUGUAAAUCAAAUGUGAGGUGACAUCACAUUCAUCGAGGGGCUGCAGGAGACGAGGCGACCUCCACAGGAAUAAUCACAUUUUCAAUCAUAGACUAAAACGCCGCGCUGCAGUGUGCGACGACACGACAACCAAAACAGAAAGCAUGCAGAACAGUUGUGUCUUUUUUUGUUACAGAGGAGAAUAGUUUCUAGCUCCGCAAUGUGUGCAGUCACUGGAGAAGCUACAGUAUUUCCAUCCAGAAAUGUAUGAGAAUUUUACUGGUUUCACAUCUCAUCUCAAUGUAGAAAAUACCUUACACUCUCUUUCUUUAGCAGUGUUCUGAAAAUCUGUCUAACGGGCUGGUGGUGCCAACAAAAGGCUUCUGUCAAAGCUGAGAAUGGAAAACUUCUCUGCUGCUGUGUUAGCGUGAAUCUGAGAUAAAUGAGCAGCUUGCAACCUGCGGCCUCCUCCGCUGUGGGAUUGUGGCUGCCAUGUGGAGUUGAGAAAGUUCAUUUGGUGUGUUUGUACUGGCACAAUAGGGGGACACGCACUUUGGAUGGAUUUCUGCUCUGGCAGGAAAUAAAGCAGGGCAUUGAGGUUAAAAGGGCCUCAUGAAGAGACCCCGAAUCUUUUUCUCUCUGUCCACUUUCCCCCCCGACUCACUUAAAAUGUGCCAUUUCUUUUCCACUUUGCAUCAUUGAGUAGUUGUUUGAGAAAAUACUUUCAAAAGCUUAUACAAUAUGAAAAAAGACUCAAGUGAUAGUUAAAGAUUUCUGUCAAAUUCUUUUCUGUAUCUUGUUGCGUACUUUGUAGAUAAAAAAAAACGAAACAGUGGUUAAGAACUUCAAAAAGGGAGGCAUUCGAUGGCUGCAUGUGUGCGCGAAUGUGUGCGUGAGUGUGUGUGAAUGACAGCGUUUUAUUUGUACAGAAGAAUGUGUGACAUGUUUUCUUAUAGACAUGGAGCAUACACCAACCACACUGGUACCAGGACUUGGUUUUCCCUCGGCGGGGUGAGGGAGGGGUGUCGAUGCUGUUCGAUAAAAAUGUUCUUUUUGUUUUGAAAAAGACAAAAAAGCUGUUACUGUAAUUGAAACUUAUUUUCAGUUAGUUUCUGCUUACUUUAAUUUAUUUUUGUACUGUGAUGGAAAAAUAAAAUGCACUGAUCGUUCAA
Molecule: messenger RNA, 4839 nt
Organism: Epinephelus lanceolatus (giant grouper)
Lineage: Eukaryota; Metazoa; Chordata; Actinopteri; Perciformes; Serranidae
Gene: cdk5r1b
Product: cyclin dependent kinase 5, regulatory subunit 1b (p35)
Biological process (GO): axon guidance; brain development
Cellular component (GO): cytoplasm; growth cone; protein kinase 5 complex
Molecular function (GO): protein kinase binding; cyclin-dependent protein serine/threonine kinase activator activity
Source: RefSeq, a predicted model, not a curated record